Molecule: messenger RNA, 1449 nt
Organism: Trypanosoma theileri
Lineage: Eukaryota; Euglenozoa; Kinetoplastea; Trypanosomatida; Trypanosomatidae
Product: putative TPR-repeat protein
Exons: 1
Coding region: 1-1449 (482 amino acids)
Molecular function (GO): protein binding
Source: RefSeq, a predicted model, not a curated record
AUGGAUUACGCUAGUGCUAUCAGACAACAAGCAGAGGAUUUAAAGGAUGAACUAAGGGAAUUGGAUAUUUGGCAGGAAGAGGUUCAACGGCAACAAGAAACCAAGAAGAAGCGUAAGGUUAAUCUGUCGAACCAAAAUAUGAUUCCACCAGUUAGAGGAACUGUACCAUCACUGAAAGAAGCUGUUUUAAAAUCCAAUGGAAAGGCUGAAGAUGAUCCUGUAAAAAAAGCGAAGGAACAAGGUAAUGAUUUUUUUCAGGCUGGAAAAUUGAAAGAAGCUAUAGAGGCAUACAGUAAUGGAAUCGAUCUUGAUCCUGAUGGUUCAUCAGCGCAUGUGCUGUAUGGGAAUCGAGCGCUGUGUAAUUUAAAACUGGAAAAAUGGGAUGAUGCGGAACGAGAUGCCUCUUCAUGUGUUCGUCUGAAUCAUAGCUAUGCGAAAGGUUACUUUCGACGGGCUAUGGCAAGAAAAAAACUCGGAAAUCUCAAAGGAGCGCGUACUGAUCUUGAAGCAGUUCUCGCUCUCUCACCAAAUGAUGCUAGUGCCACAGCUGAGAUGAAACUAGUAACUCAGAUGUUGCAACUAGAGAGAGAGAAGUCUUCCUCCGUUGUCAAGAAAAAGAAGAUUGUUAUCGCGGAGGUCGAUGAUGAUGAUGAUGAUGAUGAUGAUGAUGAUGUUGACAACGAUAACAAGACAAGGGAAAGAGCAAAAGUAGAAACUGUUUCCAAUAAGUAUAGUGAGGAGGAUGAAAACAUAAAAAAAAGAAGAGAAGAACAAAUACGCAAAGAGAUGGAAGAGCUAAAACAUGAGCGAGAGAUGCAACGUAAUUUACGAGAAGUUGAAGCGAAAGAAGCUGAGAGCAAGUUAAGCGGAACACUACGGACUUCUGCACGUGUUGAAGUAAUUGAGGAUGAGGUUAAACCAGUGCAAAGUAUGAAUCCAAUACCAGAAACAAAGUCAAAAGAAACUGUAUCAGUAGAACCUUCCUCCGUUUAUUCAAAUACGACUACAUCAGAAUCGGUUGAGAAGAGGAAGAAAGAGGACAUUGUCCCACGUACCCUAAAAACCUCAUCAAAAUGGUCGAAAGAAACCCUAAAGGUGCCAAAAUCAUUCACAGAAUUUGAACGUGUAUUUUCCGAGAUCAAAAACAAUCAAGAACUGUGUUCUUGUUACGUUUCGUUGAUUCCUCCAUCAAGCUUACGAACAUUAUUUGGGAAUAAUAUGACACCAGAAAUUCUUCUUGGGUUAUUAAGCACUCUGAAGCAGCUACCCGGAACUGUCGCUGUCGCUUUCCUCAAGGGUCUCUGUGGUGUUAAGCGUGUAGAAGAUAUCUCUCUUUUCUUUGAUAACUCUGAGAAGAAGGUUGUUGGGGAGGUAUUAGAUUUGAUUGUUUCCUGUGGGGCUUCUGAAGAGGAUGUAAAAUUAUUUAAAAGACAAUUAAGGGUUUUAUAA